This is a messenger RNA of Closterium sp. Naga37s-1, 774 nucleotides long. The record is from the annotation of a GenBank genome assembly. Lineage: Eukaryota; Viridiplantae; Streptophyta; Zygnematophyceae; Desmidiales; Closteriaceae.
AUGAAACCUGGCCGACCAGGGCAGACCACACCAACCAACUCCCCUCCCUGCUUCUUCCCCUCUCGUCCCUGCUCGCCCUCCCCUGCAGCGAGUGACGUCAUCCGCGCGGCGUGCGGCCAAGACAUGCUCACGGACGUGUCUGCUACGCCGCCGCCGGCGGUGGCGACGGCGAUCACGGUGGGCAGCACCUUCGCGUUCAACUUCACGGCGGCGCGCUGCACCAACCUGCAGAGCACUCUUCCCAACGCCACCGUGCAGUGGACGUCCGCCGCCGCCGCCACCGCGAAGCUCCCCGCGUGCGAGAACAUCACCCUCUGGACCGGCCCUGAUUGCACCGGGGUCGUCGCGUCCUUCCUCGCCAAGCCCUCCAGCCCGACCACCUACACCACCCGAACCAUCCUCUCCUCUCCGUAUCCACUGUCGGCUCUCUGCUUUAUCGCGGGAGACGCUCCCUGGUGGCCCACGGAGGUGGCAGCCAGGGUGGUGGUGGCGACGGCCGUGGCAGUGGGCGCCUACAAGGUCGCCUUCGACCCCUCCUCGCGCUGUGCAGGCGUGCCAGCCGGCACGGCUCCCGCUGGCGUGAGCACGCCUGUGAGCGUCCGGUGGGACGCGCCGUGCACCACGCUGGCGUUCUUCCCCGGCAGCAGCUGCAGCGGCGCUGUCCUGAAGCUCAUGUAUUCCUUCUCCAGGUCCGUGCGUGGAUCUAAGUGGGUGCUGCGUGUGGUGUGGUGCGGUCUCGAAAGAAGGAGCGGGAAGCACCCGAGUCAAGGGUGA